Molecule: messenger RNA, 435 nt
Organism: Cylicostephanus goldi
Lineage: Eukaryota; Metazoa; Nematoda; Chromadorea; Rhabditida; Strongylidae
Source: the annotation of a GenBank genome assembly
AUGAGAGCGGGUGAAACGAUGGAAAAUUCACUACGUGCAGUGGUCAAGGACUGUAAGAUGGGCAAAAUCUUAAUACAGACGAAUGAUCAAACGAUGGAACCGGAGCUGUAUUACCUACGACUUCCAAAAGAUAUUGAUAAGUACAAGGUCAUGUUAAUGGAUGCUACUGUCGCAACAGGAGCUGCAGCCAUGAUGGCUAUUCGUAUCCUUCUGGAUCAUGAUGUCCCAGAAGAAAAUAUUUAUGUGCUUUCUCUGCUGAUGUCCGAGCCAGGAGUGCAUGCUCUUGCAUAUGCCUUCCCGAAGGUCCGCCUCAUCACAACGGCCGUCGAUCACCAACUUUCGGACAAUUUUUACGUUCUUCCGGGAAUGGGUAAUUUUGGCGAUCGUUACUAUGGCACCUAUGUGAGCGAUCCUGAAGGGGAGGAGCCAUUUUGA